This is a messenger RNA of Talaromyces rugulosus, 1500 nucleotides long. RefSeq lists its product as uncharacterized. Gene Ontology annotation, cellular component: membrane. Lineage: Eukaryota; Fungi; Ascomycota; Eurotiomycetes; Eurotiales; Trichocomaceae. The record is from RefSeq and is a predicted model, not a curated record. Gene Ontology annotation, biological process: carbohydrate transport; transmembrane transport. The transcript is spliced from 6 exons. The coding region runs from base 1 to 1500 and encodes 499 amino acids. Gene Ontology annotation, molecular function: carbohydrate:proton symporter activity.
AUGGCUUUGCCCCCAAAAUGGUAUCAGUUUCUCGUGUGUGUGUUCGCGUCGUUGGGAUCUGUACUUUACGGCUAUGAUUUAGGUGUCAUUGCUGAAGCCAUUGCGAGCCCAUCAUUGAUCAAUGCAUUCAACGCCGAUGCCACUCAGCGAGGAGCCGUAACAUCGGUCUUCACAGGUGGUGCCUUUUUUGGUGCCUUUUUUGCUGGUCCAAUGGGUGAUAAUUACGGUCGAAAGAUAACAAUCCUUGUCGGCGCAGUCGUUUUUUUGCUAGGAGGCUGUCUGCAAACCGCUGCUCAGAGCCUUUCGUAUCUGUAUGCGGGUAGAGCCAUCGCUGGCCUUGGAGUUGGUAUUUUGGUCAUGAUUGUUCCUAUCUACCAAGCUGAAAUAGCACAUCCUGACAUUCGCGGCCGGAUUACAUCACUGCAACAAUUAAUGUUAGGAGUUGGGUCUCUCGUUGCCGCCUGGAUUUCAUGGGGAACUUUUAUCAACUUUGCUGACGAUGACUCCCGACAAUGGCGCAUCUCACUCGGGAUUCAGAUGGUGCCAGCAGUAUUUCUGGCUGGAUUAAUUCUGUUCUUCCCCGAAUCACCACGUUGGUUAAUCGACCAUGGGAAAGUAGAUGAAGGCCUCCAGACUCUUGCUCAACUACAUUCGCGCGGUGACAUCAAUGACAGCUGGGUCCAAAUCGAAUUUGAACAGAUCCGCUCUUCCAUAGAACAUGAGCAUGAAGCAGAGGCCAAGUCUUACAUGGAACUUUUCACAGAUCGGUCUUGUCUUCGUAGAUUAUUCUUAGCUUGUUCCAUACAAGCAGCUUGUCAAAUGACCGGAGUCAGCGCUAUCCAGUAUUUCAGUACAACUAUAUUCCAGCAGAUCGGCAUUGCAGCGAACGAUACACUGAAGUACCAGGGAAUCAAUUCAAUAAUUGCCAUUGUCGCCCAACUGUGCUGUCUUUUGUUCAUUGACAAAACUGGUAGAAGAUGGCCUCAGAUCAUUGGCAAUUUGGUCAACUGUGUUUUCUUCAUUAUACCGACAAUUCUCAUCGCAAAAUUUCCCCCUGGGGCAUCAAACAAUCACUCAGCUAGUUGGGCAUUCAUUGUCAUGACAUGGUGCUACAACUUUUCUUUUAGCUGUACCAUUGGCCCCUUGACCUGGAUCAUCUGCUCUGAGAUCUUCGACAUGAAGACACGAUCCAAAGGCGUAUCUAUUGCCACCAUGAUGUCAUUUGCCUUCAAUACAAUGAUCGGUCAAGUCACUAGCGUGGCGAUUGAACGCAUCGGAGGAUGGAAAUUCUAUGUGCUCUUUUGCGUGUGCAACUUUACAAACGCCAUUUUCUUCUGGUUGGUACUGCCCGAAACGGCUCGACGACCACUGGAAGAAAUGAAUCAUCUUUUUACGCAUGAGCCAUGGAUUGUACCGGGAACCCAAACCAAACAAUUUAAGAACAGGUCGACCAUUUCUGAGAAGUUGGACAUUGAUCAUGUCAGUAUCACUGCGGAAUAG